Cicer arietinum (chickpea) is the source of this 2518-nucleotide messenger RNA. RefSeq names its product cullin-3A-like. NCBI's taxonomy places the organism in Eukaryota, Viridiplantae, Streptophyta, Magnoliopsida, Fabales, Fabaceae. Gene Ontology annotation, biological process: ubiquitin-dependent protein catabolic process. The record is from RefSeq and is a predicted model, not a curated record. Gene Ontology annotation, molecular function: ubiquitin protein ligase binding.
AGACACUACUUUCACUACAACUACCAUUAACACAUUCAUUACUCUCUUUUUUCUUUGCUUUCAUUUUUCUCAGAAAAAAAGAAAAUUCCCUUCCCAAAUGAAACCCUAGUUUUCCAAAUUCUCAUUCACUCCAUUUCUAGGGUUUCUCUUCCCUCUUCGAUUUCUUUCCAUUUCCUUCACUUCACCGUUCGUUUUCGCGAUGAGUUCGAAGAAGAGACCGACUCAGAUUGAAGCGUUCAAGCACCGUGUUGUGGUGGAUCCUAAUUACGCUGAAAAAACUUGGAAGAUUCUAGAACAUGCUAUUCACGAGAUAUACAAUCACAAUGCUAGUGGACUUAGCUUCGAAGAGCUUUAUAGGAAUGCUUAUAAUAUGGUGCUAUACAAAUUUGGGGAGAAACUUUACUCUGGACUUGUGAAGACCAUGACUUCUCAUCUAAGAGAAAUUUCCCACUCAAUUGAAUCUGCUCAAGGAGAAAUUUUCUUGGAGGAGCUCAACAGGAAGUGGGUAGACCAUAAUAAGGCAUUGCAAAUGAUCCGAGAUAUACUGAUGUACAUGGAUCGAACUUUCAUACCAAGCCAGCGUAAAACCCCUGUUCACGAGCUUGGUUUGAAUCUCUGGAGAGAUGUUGUGAUCCAUUCCAACAAAACGCAGGCUAGGCUUCUAGAUACACUUCUUGACCUUGUUCUUAGAGAGAGGAAUGGUGAAGUAAUUAACAGAGGCUUGAUGAGAAACUUAAUAAAGAUGCUAGUGGAUUUGGGUUCGUCUGUUUAUGAGAAGGACUUUGAGAAGCAGUUUCUUGAAGUUUCUGCAAAUUUUUAUUGUUGCGAGUCCCAGAAAUUCAUUGAAUCUUGUGAUUGUGGGGAUUAUCUGAACAAAGCUGAGAGGCGUUUAAAUGAAGAAAUGGAGAGAGUAUCUCACUACUUGGAUCUUAAAAGUGAGUCAAAGAUAACUAGUGUGGUGGAGAAAGAAAUGAUUGAAAAUCAUAUGCACACUCUUGUUCAUAUGGAGAACUCUGGCCUAGUUAAUAUGCUCAUCAAUGACAAAUAUGAGGACUUGAAAAGAAUGUAUAACUUGUUUCGCAGGGUGCCUUCUGGGCUCACAAUUGUUAAAGAUGUCAUGACAUCUUUUAUACGGGAUACGGGUAAGCAGCUAAUUAUGGAUCCUGAAAGGUUGAAAGAUCCUGUUGAUUUUGUGCAACGUCUCUUGGAUUUGAAGGAUAAAUACGACAAGGUUAUCACAAUGGCAUUUAACAAUGACAAAACAUUUCAGAAUGCCUUGAAUUCUGCUUUUGAAUAUUUCAUCAAUUUGAACGCCCGGUCUCCAGAGUUCAUUUCUUUGUUUGUGGAUGACAAACUUCGUAGAGGGUUGAAAGGGGUUGGUGAGGAAGAUGUGGAGAUUGUACUAGACAAAGUCAUGAUGCUUUUCCGGUACUUGCAAGAGAAGGACGUUUUUGAGAAGUAUUACAAACAACACCUAGCAAAAAGGCUUCUUUCAGGGAAGACUAUAUCUGAUGACGCAGAAAGAAGUUUGAUUGUUAAGCUCAAAACAGAGUGUGGAUAUCAAUUCACUUCUAAGUUAGAGGGUAUGUUUACAGACAUGAAGACUUCUUCUGAUACGAUGCAAGGUUUCUAUGCAUGCCAUGGUGCUGAAUUGGGAGAUAGCCCUACACUAUCUGUCCAAGUGCUUACAACAGGUUCAUGGCCAACUCAAACCAGUCCUCAGUGUAAUCUUCCAUCCGAAAUCUUGGGCGUGUGCGAUAAAUUUCGGACUUAUUAUCUUGGCACUCACAGUGGUAGGAGACUGUCCUGGCAAACUAAUAUGGGGGCAGCUGAUUUAAAGGCAACAUUUGCUAAGGGCCAGAAGCACGAGUUGAAUGUUUCCACAUACCAGAUGUGUGUACUCAUGCUUUUCAACAACUCCGAUCGGUUGACUUGUAAGGAGAUAGAGCAAGCUACAGCAAUACCCAUGUCAGAUUUGAAGAGAUGCCUCCAGUCUUUGGCAUGUGUCAAAGGGAAAAAUGUUCUUCGGAAAGAGCCAAUGAGCAAGGACAUAGCUGAGGAUGAUGCAUUCUUUUUCAACGACAAAUUCACCAGCAAGUUCUUCAAGGUAAAGAUAGGGACUGUAGUUGCACAGAGGGAGUCUGAACCUGAAAAUAUAGAAACUCGGCAAAGAGUGGAGGAAGAUAGAAAGCCUCAGAUUGAAGCGGCGAUUGUGAGGAUAAUGAAAUCUAGGCGGGUUCUAGAACAUAAUAAUAUCAUAACCGAGGUCACGAAGCAGCUGCAAGCGCGAUUUUUGCCUAAUCCUGUUGUUAUUAAAAAACGGAUUGAAUCCCUCAUUGAGCGCGAGUUUUUAGAGAGGGAUAAAAUGGAUAGAAAAAUGUACCGCUAUCUUGCUUGAAACAACAGUAUGUGCUUUUAUCUCUCUGUUCAAAACAAUUUUUAUCAUGGGACCUAUGUGAUUUUGUCUUUGAUAAGCUUUAAAGUGCUUAUCACAAAUUGCUGCAUGUUGAGUAUUUCA